AUGGACAAUGGAAGUUGCUCGAAAGUGAAGAUGGACGAAUGUGGUCGUAAGGUGUGUGUUUCAAAAGAUAUGGAUUAUCAUCAGAUUCAUGAGGAAGGCGUAUUUCGGUUUGAUUGCUCAGUACACGGCAGAGUCUCGUCGUAUCCAAGCUUUUCUUUCCAAAAACAACUGAUACGGGAUAGAACAAUCAAGGACACCACUACAAUCCCCACCUACAUUCCCAAGAGCGAAUGUAGAGACCGAAAACAGAUUGUUCGAAUCAAGCUUCCUCCAAACACGUCCUUCUAUGGAACUGGUGAAGUCAGUGGCCCGCUCGAAAGAACUGGGAAGACAAUUAUCACUUGGAACACCGAUUCCUAUGGAUACACCGAUAAAAAUAUUUCCUUGUAUCAAUCGCACCCAUGGGUUUUGGCUCUCUUUGAUAACGGGAACGCGAUUGGGGUUCUUGCGGAUACAACACGACUUUGUGAGGUUGAUCUGCAAGAGCCGUCGACCAUAAAAUUCGUGUCGGAAUUUCCAUAUCCUGUCAUCACUUUCGGCCCAUUUCCUUCGCCGUCUGCUGUUCUCGCGUCUUUCGCAAGAGCAACUGGAACAAUUUUUAUGCCCUCAAAGUGGGCUUUGGGCUAUCAUCAAUCUCGUUAUAGUUACGAAUCUGCAGAAAGAGUUCUCGAGAUUGCAAAGACAUUCAGGGAGAAACAUAUACCUUGCGACGCCAUCUGGAUGGACAUCGACUACAUGGACGGCUUUCGUUGUUUCACUUUCGACAAGGCACGUUUUUUUCUCACUCCUUCCUUCAUCUACACUCUUCAUGAAAAAGGGUUCAAAGCAAUAUGGAUACUUGAUCCAGGGAUCAAAAAAGAUAAGGGCUACGUUGUGUACGAUUCUGGUACCGAAGACUAUGUGUGGGUUCAAGCUGCAGAUGGAAAGCCUUUUGUUGGAAAGGUGUGGCCUGGAGAUAGCGUAUUUCCGGAUUUCACGCAAGCUCGAGUUCGUGAUUGGUGGGCAGAGCUUGUUAAAGACUUCAUCCCUAAGGGUGUGGAUGGGUUGUGGAAUGAUAUGAAUGAACCUUCUGUAUGGAUGGAGAAUGGAGAAAAAACAAUGCCGAGCGACAAUGUUCAUUGGGGAGAUAAACUUCAGGGAGGAGUUCAGAACCAUCCACACUAUCACAAUGUUUACGGUAUGCUUAUGGCGAAAUCGUCACACAAAGGCAUGAAGCUAGCAAACAAGAAUAAGCGUCCAUUUGUUCUUACUCGAGCUGGAUUUGUGGGUACCCAAAGAUAUGCUGCCACGUGGACAGGCGACAACGUUUCCGAUUGGGACCACCUUAAAAUGAGCAUCCCCAUGGUUCUCAACCUGGGGCUGAGUGGUCAGCCAUUCUCGGGGCCUGACAUCGGUGGAUUUAUAGGCAAUGCUACACCUGAACUGUUUGCAAGGUGGAUGGGCAUAGGCUCUAUGCUUCCUUUUUGCCGUGCACAUUCGAAUAAGAACACAAAAAAUCACGAACCAUGGUCUUUUGGAGAUAGGGUCGAAGAAAUUUGUCGACUGGCAUUGCGAAGGCGUUAUCGGAUUUUACCCUUGUUGUACACUCUGUUUUACGUGGCCCAUAAAAGGGGCAUUCCGGUGGCAACUCCUACGUUUUUUGCCGAUCCUAAGCUUACAUCACAAGAAAACGCGUUCAUGUUGGGACCGCUUCUCAUAUAUACCAGCACUAACAAAGAGAACAAUGUUGGAGAAAUCCCUGUGUUGCCUGAAGGCAGUAUUUGGCGGGAAUUUAAUUUCGAAGAUUAUCGCCCAGAAUUGCCGCGGUUAUUUUUAAAAGGUGGAUCGAUCAUACCAGUGGCUCCUCCACACGAGUCUGUUUCCGACGCUAAACCUACUGAUGAUUUGACACUCAUAGUGUCCAUAGAUGAUGACCAAGGUAACGCUGAAGGGAUCCUUUUCGAAGAUGAUGGCGAUGGGUAUAAAUACACUAAAGGAGGGUAUCUACUGACAACUUAUGUGGCUACACAAGAGGGUUCCUUUGUUACUCUUAAGGUUUCGAAAACUGAAGGAUCUUGGCCGAGGCCCAAACGCCGCCUGCAUGUCCAAGUACUGCUUAACGACUGCAAAAAGGCUGAGGCUUCGGGUACUGAUGGAGAGGAGGUGAUAGUACCGUUGCCUGUCGACCAAAGCGAGCCUGACCAAUCUGGCGACGAAAGUGAGUCUGACCAAUCGGGCGACGAAAGUGAGUCUGACCAAUCGGGAGACGAAAGUCAGUCUGACCAAUUGGAUAAAGGUUGUGACAUUGGUGAGGAGAGCCCCAAGCCUGGAGAAUGCCAGCUCUGA
This is a messenger RNA of Striga hermonthica, 2325 nucleotides long. The record is from the annotation of a GenBank genome assembly. Lineage: Eukaryota; Viridiplantae; Streptophyta; Magnoliopsida; Lamiales; Orobanchaceae.